Messenger RNA from Gavialis gangeticus (Gharial), 1708 nucleotides. RefSeq names its product ceramide kinase-like protein. Gene Ontology annotation, molecular function: kinase activity. The transcript is spliced from 10 exons. Lineage: Eukaryota; Metazoa; Chordata; Crocodylia; Gavialidae. The record is from RefSeq and is a predicted model, not a curated record. Bases 16 to 1044 code for a protein of 342 amino acids.
UUUUUUAGUAUUGUAAUGCUUGAAAUAUCUUCCAUAGUAACUGAAUACAAAGGACAUGCUCUCUCAGUACUUAAAGAAUGUGAACUCCAGGCAUUUGAUGGGGUAGUUUGUGUUGGUGGAGAUGGAUCCAUCAGUGAAGUGGCCCAUGCUCUACUACUAAAAGCUCAGAUGGAUGCUGGGAAAGAGACAGAUUACAUCCUUACACCUGUCAGAGCACCAGUUCCUCUUGGUAUAAUACCAGCAGGUUCCACUAAUGUUUUGGCAUAUACUCUUCAUGGAGUCAAGCACACAGUAACUGCAGCACUGCAUGUUAUAAUGGGACAUAUUCAACCAGUGGACAUCUGCACAUUCAGUAGCCCAAGCAAGCUUCUUCGUUUUGGGUUUUCAGCCAUGUUUGGCUUUGGUGCAAGGACUCUAGCAGUGGCUGAAAAACAUCGCUGGAUGCCCCCCAACCAGCGGAAAGAUUUUGCUGUAAUCAGAACCCUAGCAAGUCUUAAGCCAGAGGAGUGUGAGUUAUCAUUUCUGCCUCUGAACAAUCCACAGCAGUGCUUUCAGGAGAAUGAUAGAAUGAAGAAAGACAGAAUUAAAAAAUCUGACAGCAAGGAUCAGUGGCACAAAAUCGAGGGUCAUUUCUUGAAUGUGAGCAUUAUGGCAAUCCCCUGUCUAUGUGCAAUGGCACCAAGAGGCUUGGCACCUAAUACCAGGUUGAAUAAUGGAAGCCUGGCUCUUAUUGUUGUACGAAACACUUCUCGGGCAGACUUUAUAAAACAUCUAAAAAGAUAUGCCAGUGUAAAAAAUCAGUUUAAUUUCCCCUUUGUUGAGACCUACACUGCUCAGGAAGUGAAAAUCCAGCCAAUACUUAAGAGUGGAUAUGAAACUGAAGACCACAUGCCUGAGGAAGGAAAUUACCCUUGGAAUAUAGACGGAGAUUUAAUGGAAGGAGCAUUAGAAGUUCAUGUUCGGGUUCAUCCUCAGCUUAUUAACCUUUAUGGAGUGAGUGUCGAUGACCUAGAUGAUUCCAAAGCAACAUGCGGUUGUCUAUAGAAGAAAAGUAGUAUUCUUAUGCUGCAGUUUCUGCAUAAAGGAAUCAUGUUCUAAUAUACAGAAUAAUUUUGGGGACAUAGACCUUCACUUACUGAAUUCUUGGGUGCAGGAUCAGUGUCUUAAUUAGAACAUUGUUAAUAAUUAAUAUUUUAUAUGAGUCUUGCUUAUGUGGAGGUGUUUAAUAAAUUGUAUAUUAUUAAUGUAAAAUAACAUGUUUAUUUUAAAUUUUACAAACUGCAAAUUAAUAGUCAGUAUAUUUUUGUAUACUUUAUAUGUGUUUUUUAAUGUGAUUACCAGAAUUCUUGUAAAAAUUAAAGCUGUUAAACAAAAAAUAUUGUAGUGAUUAAAUAGGGGAGUUAAUCAUUGCAGGUUUCCAGUUUACUUUGCAGCCUGAUCACACCACAUUUGUUUGAGUUCAGAAGCAGUUCAUAUUAGAAAUAAUCUUGUUCAAAUCAGUAGAACUAGUGAUUGAGUAAAAUGCUACUUGCUCUCUAGCAGGGUGGUAUAUUCUGGAUUUUUAUGAUGCAUUAUAAUUUCCAGAUAAUCUACAAUCUUUAAAUGAGAUAAUGUAAAAAUGUUGUUGCUGUUAUCAUAUUUUUCAUUGGGAAGCAAUAAAAAGGCAUAUGCUGAUGCCAUAAACUAAUUAACUGUAUACAAAUAGUAU